Messenger RNA from Penicillium longicatenatum, 3042 nucleotides. Its product is annotated as cleavage polyadenylation factor subunit CFT2. Gene Ontology annotation, biological process: mRNA 3'-end processing by stem-loop binding and cleavage. Gene Ontology annotation, cellular component: mRNA cleavage and polyadenylation specificity factor complex. The transcript is spliced from 2 exons. Bases 1 to 3042 code for a protein of 1013 amino acids. Gene Ontology annotation, molecular function: RNA binding. The record is from RefSeq and is a predicted model, not a curated record. Lineage: Eukaryota; Fungi; Ascomycota; Eurotiomycetes; Eurotiales; Aspergillaceae.
AUGUUUACUUUCACCCCGCUACUAGGCGCACAGUCAUCAUCAUCGAGAGCUUCACAGUCGAUUCUGGAGCUCGAUGGGGGUAUCAAGAUUCUGGUAGACGUUGGCUGGGAUGAUACCUUUGACACCCGCGAUUUGGCGGAGCUCGAAAAGCAUAUUCCGACCCUCUCACUCAUUCUCCUGACCCAUGCGACCCCGGCACAUAUCGGCGCUUUCGUGCACUGCUGCCAAACAUUCCCUCUUUUCACCAAAAUCCCCAUUUAUGCGACAAGCCCAGUAGUUGCUCUCGGUCGUACCAGCUUACAAGACCUGUACGCAUCCGCACCACUUGCUGCCACUUUCCUUCCAACGGCGUCGAUCUCCGAGCCCGGUGCAUCCUCGGCAGCAUCUGCGGUGGUCUCUGGAGAGGGUGAAGGGAACACUGAAACUACAGGCAGCACAGGACGAAUACUUCUUCAGCCGCCGACCGCUGAGGAAAUCGCCCGCUAUUUCUCUCUCAUUACCCCUUUGAAGUAUUCGCAACCACAUCAACCUCUCCCGUCGCCAUUCUCCCCGCCCCUGGAUGGGCUUACGCUUACUGCGUACAACGCCGGACAUACCGUUGGUGGAACAAUAUGGCACAUUCAGCAUGGCAUGGAGUCCAUUGUCUACGCAAUGGAUUGGAACCAGGCGCGCGAAGGCGUCGUGGCGGGUGCGGCGUGGUUCGGCGGUUCUGGAGCCAGUGGAACGGAGAUCAUUGAGCAAUUACGCAAGCCGACCGCCUUAAUUUGUAGUACCCAGGGUGGUGACAAGUUUGCUCUUUCUGGUGGUCGGAAGAAAAGAGAUGAUCUGCUUCUUAACAUGAUCCGGAGCAGUCUUGCAAAGGGCGGCACUGUCCUCAUUCCAACAGACACCAGUGCCCGAGUGCUCGAGCUUGCAUAUGCGCUGGAGCAUUCUUGGCGCGAUGCAGCGGCGAGUGAAAAUGAGGAUGUAUUGAAAGGCGCAGGUCUGUAUUUGGCUGGUCGCAAAGUCAAUACCACCAUGCGCUUGGCUCGAAGUAUGCUCGAGUGGAUGGAUGAGAGUAUUAUCCGGGAGUUCGAAGCCGCUGAAGGCGCAGACGCAGCUACUAGUCAGCGGACUGGUGGACAGAGUCAGGAGAAAAGCAGCAAAGGUGUCGGGCCGUUCAAUUUUAAGCACCUCAAGACUGUUGAGCGCAAGAAGAGUCUCGAGAAACUCCUGUCCGAGAAGGGACCCAAGGUCAUCCUUGCUUCUGACACCUCGUUAGCCUGGGGAUUCUCGAAGGAGUCUCUUCGUCGAGUUGCUGAGGACCCCGACAACUUGCUACUGUUGACAGAGUCAUACCGCAAAGUGGCGUACGAAGAGCAGUCAGGAUCUCCAUAUAGUAUUUCCCUCGGAAGUAUUAUGUGGCAAUGGUAUGAGGAAAGACGCGACGGCGUAGCCCUCGAGAAGACUUCCGAUGGCGAAUUGCUCGAGCAAGUUCAUAGCGGUGGGCGGGAGCUGGCCUGGACGGAGGUGCAGCGAGUACCUCUAGAUGCAACCGACCAAAUGCUUUAUCAGCAGUAUCUUGCCACUAAGCGCCAGCUGCAGGACACUGCUCAAGUUCGAGGCGGUCAGGAAACCCUCGAAAACGCAGCAGAUGCUUUGGAUGAUGGGUCUAGCUCGACUUCUUCAGAAGACUCGGAUUCAGAACAGCAAGGUCGUGUCCUCAAUUUUUCGACCUCACUCGCCCACUCUAACCGAAACAAGUUGGCAGUCAGUGACGAGGACCUGGGUAUCAACAUUCUUUUAAGGCGGAAGAAUGUCUAUGACUACGACGUACGUGGUAAAAAGGGGCGGGAGCGGAUGUUCCCAUAUGUGGCACCAAGGAAGAAGGGCGACGAGUAUGGAGAGUUCAUUCGUCCUGAGGAGUACCUACGUGCGGAGGAACGCGAGGAAAUAGACAUGCAGCAACGACGAUCGGACGCGCAAACGAAGCUUGGCCAGAAGCGGCGAUGGGACGAGACCACAGGGACUGCCGGGCGAAGGCUAUCCGGCGGUGCUACAAGUCGCAAGCGUCAACACUUGACCAAGGAUGGUCAACGGGUUGGAUCGGGUGCAGGCGAUGAUUUCAGUCUUGUAUCCGAUGGCGACAUUGGUGAUGAUGCAGUAUCGUCCGAAGAUGAAGCAGAUGCCCAGCCAUUUGAAGGUCCCUCCAAGGCUGUUUAUUGCAAAGAGACGAUCACAAUCAAUGCCAGAAUCGCCUUUGUUGAUUGCAUGGGUCUGCAUGACAAGCGUAGCUUGGAGAUGCUCAUUCCUCUCAUCCAGCCACAGAAACUGAUUCUUGUAGGUGGGAUCAGGGAAGAGACCGCAGCACUAGCGGCCGAAUGCAAGAAAUUAUUAGCGGCGAAGGCUGGUGUUGACGUCUCUGCUUCUACAGCAGAUGCAGCUGCCAUCAUCUUCACACCCAGCAAUGGCGAAGUCAUUGAUGCAAGUGUUGACACAAAUGCAUGGAUGGUCAAAUUGAGCAAUAACCUUGUCCGCCGCUUGAACUGGCAGCACGUCCGAAGCCUUGGUGUCGUUGCUUUGACUGCCCAGCUGCGGGGACCUGAACUUCUUACUGAAGACGGCGACCACGAUGCUGACCCAACCAAUAAGAAAAUGAAGGUGAUCGAAGAUGGAACAGCUGCUUCAACCGUCGGUCCGUCCACAGAUGUUGUCGCAAGGAUCGGUGAUAGGUCGAACGCGUUCCCGCUUCUUGACACCUUGCCAGCCAGCAUGGCUGCAGGCACCAGAUCCGUGGCUCGACCACUCCAUGUCGGCGAUUUACGUCUCGCUGAUCUUCGCAAGCUCAUGCAGGCCGCGGGCCACACCGCCGAGUUCCGAGGUGAAGGAACUCUUCUCAUUGACAAAUCCGUGGCUGUCCGCAAAUCGGGAACUGGCAGAAUUGAGAUUGAGGCUUCAGCUCAAUCUGCUGCCAACCAGGCCACCAUGGGUCGCGGCGCGAGUAGUUUCCUCGCCGUCAAGAGGAAAAUCUACGAAGGCCUAGCGGUUGUGGCGGGCAACUAA